AUGGGCUCCGACUCGAAUAUGGUGCACUCGCCCAUUAUCACAUACGCUUCAAUGGUGUCCCUUCUCUCUCUUUGCCCGCCUUUUGUCAUUCUCUUAUGGUAUACUAUGGUACAUGCCGAUGGAUCUGUGUUGCAAACAUGGGAUUACCUUCGGCAGAAUGGUCUUCAGGGUUUCAUCAAUAUCUGGCCGAAGCCCUCCUUAAUAGCUUGGAAGAUUAUUGCGUGUUAUGGGGCAUUUGAGGCUGCACUUCAGCUUUGGCUACCUGGGAAAAGGGUUGAGGGUCCUAUAUCCCCUAAUGGAAAUAGACCCGUCUACAAGGCCAAUGGUGUCUUGUCAUAUGUAGUUACACUAGUUACAUAUCUUGGCCUCUGGUGGUUUGGAAUUUUCAACCCUACUUUGGUUUAUGACCAUUUGGGGGAGAUAUUCUCAGCACUUAUCUUUGGAAGUCUUGUCUUUUGCGUUUUCUUGUACUUCAAAGGUCAUAUUGCGCCAUCUUCAACUGAUUCUGGGUCAUCGGGAAAUAUAAUCAUUGAUUUCUAUUGGGGAAUGGAGUUGUAUCCUCGUAUUGGAAAAAACUUUGAUAUCAAAGUUUUUACUAACUGCAGAUUUGGGAUGAUGUCAUGGGCUGUUCUUGCCGUCACUUAUUGCAUAAAGCAGUAUGAAACAUAUGGGAAGGUGUCCGAUUCCAUGCUGGUUAACACUAUAUUAAUGUUGGUUUAUGUAACAAAGUUCUUCUGGUGGGAGUCUGGAUAUUGGAACACAAUGGAUAUUGCGCAUGAUAGAGCUGGCUUUUACAUAUGUUGGGGAUGCUUGGUCUGGGUCCCAUCUGUGUAUACUUCUCCUGGCAUGUACCUCGUCAAUCAUCCAGUAAAUCUAGGAUUGCAGCUUGCUCUCUAUAUUCUUGUAGCAGGCAUUGUUUGCAUAUACAUAAACUAUGAUUGUGACAGGCAAAGGCAGGAAUUUCGCAGGACAAACGGUAAAUGCUUGGUUUGGGGAAAAGCUCCAUCAAAGAUUGUUGCCUCAUACACAACCACUACUGGGGAAACAAAAACCAGCCUUUUGUUGACAUCAGGAUGGUGGGGCCUAGCUCGUCACUUCCAUUAUGUUCCAGAAAUCAUGGGGGCCUUCUUCUGGACCGUGCCAGCUCUGUUUAACCAUUUUCUACCAUACUUUUAUGUGGUGUUCCUUACGAUUCUUCUUUUCGAUCGAGCCAAAAGGGAUGAUGAUCGAUGCAAGUCAAAAUAUGGUAAAUACUGGAAGUUAUACUGCGAGAAGGUCCCGUACCGGGUUAUACCUGGAAUUUACUGA
This is a messenger RNA of Striga hermonthica, 1308 nucleotides long. Lineage: Eukaryota; Viridiplantae; Streptophyta; Magnoliopsida; Lamiales; Orobanchaceae. The record is from the annotation of a GenBank genome assembly.